AUGGCGGCCGCCUUGCGCUUGGCCCUUCUGGGCGCCUGGGCCUUCGCGGCUCUGGGACAGCAAUGCGACUGCGACCAGUGCGCCAACGUCGACGACUGGACGUCCACCUGCUUCGACGACUGCACCAUCACGGGCGACCCGCAUGUGGAGAGCAGCUGGCGUAAGGGAUACGAAGAUGGCUUCGACUUCCAGCCUCAGGGCAUCUGGCGCCUGGCCAGGACGGACACCUGUGGUGGCCCGGUGGAGGUCCAGGCCUUCUUCUGCCAGUACUUCUUCACCCGGCUGAGCUCAGCCAUCGCCUACGCCAUCACCAUGAACGGCGGCGACAAGUACAUCGUCAAGAGGAUCGGGGAGGAGUACGUGGUGGGCAGCCCCAACGUCGAGAGCGCCACCUUGAAGAUCCUGAAAUCGAACGACACGGACCCAGCGGCCGGCGUCAUCCUCGUGAGCGAUGACAGCUGCGUCCGCAUCAAGAUCAACACCCAGCCUCUCUACGGCAGUGCGAGGAACCUGGCGCUCACCCCCGACGCCUACUACAACAACAUCGUCAUCAAGGCCUGGGGCUGUGCCACCAUGACGAGCGGGGGCAAGGAGGGCAUCUGCGGAGCGCAGAAGCUCUCGACGCAGUGGAUCGACCCGGAGAGCGACGAGAACCUCUUCACGACGCGGCUCGGCGGUCCCCAAGCCUACCCGCUAUGGCCGGAUGCGCCGAACCUCUGGCAGGACCUCUGCGAGUUCUGCCAGGAAGAUGGCGUCGCCCUCACUCCGCCUGGGUGCCCUGCGUCCGGCAGUGGUGACGUCACCCAGCCGGGCUGCGAGUUCAUGAGGCCGUUCGGACACCCCAGCGACAAGGAGUGCAUCCCGGACGAGACCAGCAACGACCCGGCGGUCAUCGAGAAUAACAACCGCAUCAAGGAGUUGAUGGACGAUGGGGAGAACUGCGUCGCUUUCGUGAACUUGAACACCCCGAAGUUCCCGCGCAGGACUUGCCGAGACUGGUGCCAGGACCGCGGCGCCCGAUGCGUGGGAGUGCGGGACGAUCCUGGCACGGGAAGGUUCCCCAACGAGGCCUUCGCUUGCAACCUCACCAACGCCUCUGACCCGGCCAACUUCGACUCGGACACAGGGGAGCCGAAGACUUGCGACACCCGCCUCAGGGACACGCACUGCGUCUGCGAGAAGCCCGACAACAACGCGCCUGGCGAGUCCGUGGAGAUGACGUGCCUGGAGGCCCGGGACCUGAACGGCUUCAACUUCUCCUACCUGGACGGCGCCGACAUCUGCCGGGAGGAGGCCGUCUGGCUGGAGGGCGUCACCUACCCGCAGAACUCGGAGCAGACCACGCCGGAGCAGCGGACGCUGCAGCACUGCAUCCAGGACGUGUGCGCCUCGGAUCCCGAAGACAGGCGGGAGGUGGCUCGUAGCUACGGGGACCGUGACCCCAGCUAUCCCCCAAACAAGCCCAACAUCUGCAACGGCCCGCUGCUGUGCAACCUGAUCUGCACGGCGAUGCUCAUUCAGGACUGGAGCACGUGCAUGCAGGUUUGCUCGGGUCACCGCUCCAUGCUCAUCCACGCGACCGGGCGCUACUGCAAGGCUGGGAUGUGUCCGAGCCUCCUGGAAGAGACCGAGGUCGUGGGAUUGCUCCAGCACCGACGGUCCGAGAGCCAGAAGUCCUUUCUGGAGAUCACUGACUCGGAGUCCAACUUAGACUUAGAGUCAAGGAGGAGAUCUCGACGGAUCGUCAUCAUUCGGCCCAAGGACGACGACGACGCGCGCCGCCGCAUCUUCAAGGAUGACGACGACACGCGCCGCCGCAUCUUCAAGGACGACGAUGGGACGCGCCGCCGCAUCUUCAAGGACGACGAUGACAAGGAUGGGACGCGCCGCCGCAUCUUCAAGGACGAUGACGGCACGCGCCGCCGCAUCUUCAAGGACGACGAUGACAAGGAUGGGACGCGCCGCCGCAUCUUCAAGGACGACGACGGCACGCGCCGCCGCAUCUUCAAGGACGACGAUGACAAGGAUGGGACGCGCCGCCGCAUCUUCAAGGACGAUGAUGACAAGGAUGGGACGCGCCGCCGCAUCUUCAAGGACGACGAUGACAAGGAUGGGACGCGCCGCCGCAUCUUCAAGGACGACGAUGAUGCUCCAAAGGACGAUGAUGCUCCAAAGGACGAUGAUGCUCCAAAGGACGAUGACGAUGACGAGGGCGAGGAUGAUGACGAGGACGAUGAGGACGAUGAGGACGAUGAGGACGAUGCGGACGAUGAGGACGAUGACGAGGGUCCAGUCAAGUGCGUGGACGAGAACACCAUGUGCAAGCAGAUCUGCUACGGCUUCCAGCUGGAGGGCACGGAGCUCUACUGGUGCCUGCACCGGUGCCAUUCCAAGUUUGCUCGGCAGCUGAAGCCGGGUCUGGACCAUUACUGCGUGGAGUGUGGCAAGUACUGUGGGCGGCCGCCUUCCACCACCACGACAACAACGACCACGGCCCCAGUCGUGGAAACUUGCCCAUACUUCACCACUACCACGACCACCACUUGCUCGACCACCCCGGGCGGCCCGGACGACGAUGACAACAGCCGGCGCCGCCGCAAGGACCAAGAUGCUCCUCCUCGCGCGGGUCUCGUGUGCGCACAGAGUAUCCCGUCCAUCUCCAGUAUCAUUCGGAGAUAUUCGGAGUAUCAUUCGAAGUAUCCGGCGAGUGCCCGCUCCGCGAGUAUCAGUGAUGGGUGGGAAGUAUCCCUGGAGUUGAGUAGCACCCCUGUGCCUACCGCAGAUUUCUGGAGUAUCCUUCAGGACGACGAUGACGACGGCACGCGCCGCCGCAUCUUCAAGGACGAUGACACCGUUCGCCAAGAGAUUGUGGCCUUUUGGCCUCAAUGGAAGAAAUGGUUAUACGCCAACAGGCAGUAUGGAGAAAUGAUGUCCUUGAUGCAGCGGCACAGGCACGAGCUUUUGCGAGAGUCGCUCACUGGGCACUUGGAGGACGACGAUGACGAUGGCACGCGCCGCCGCAUCUUCAAGGACGAUGAUGGCACGCCUUGUUCAAAGGGAUCAGAGGUGGGGGAUAAAGGGGGUCCAUAUGGGAGCCUCUCAACGAUGUUGUGCUGGGAGGACGACGAUGACCAGGAUGGCACGCGCCGCCGCAUCUUCAAGGACGACGACAUGUUUUGA
This is a messenger RNA of Symbiodinium natans, 3180 nucleotides long. The record is from the annotation of a GenBank genome assembly. Lineage: Eukaryota; Dinophyceae; Suessiales; Symbiodiniaceae.